AUGUGCAAUUUUCAACAGCUUUUCUUCCUUUUUUUAUUAAAUUCUUUGUUAACAGGCACUUUCGUUGAGGGGAAGGAUUCACCUCAUGGACAAGAUGGUUGCAGGUUUGAAGACCAGAACUUUCAGACGGAAUUUCUUUUGAAUGUCAUCAAAGAAAACAAGCUGGAAAACUUGAGAGAAGAAUAUGAACAAUACAAAAAACAGAGUACUUUGUAUACAGGGUUUGUAAUUGAAAAACAAUACGAGUACCAAGUGGCUCCCUUCCGAAUCAACAACUUUCUUAAGGUAACAUUUUGUAAAGGAGGUAAACGAGUUUGGUAUGAAACCCUUCCUUCCCAAGAAGAUUUGGAUUGGACUGAACCGCUAUGCGUUCCGCCUGUAGAAAACGACGCUAUGUCUCAGAAUCGUUCUACAUGCUUCAAGUUUGCACGGGUACAGAAAUACACGCAAAGAAACGUUACACUCUAUUUCCCCAAUAAACUCGUUGGGUUUCUAUUCGUUUGCAAUUCUUCAGAGGAGUCCUCUUCAACUAAGGAACCUUAUGAAACCAUCCCAUUAACGCCUAUCAUAUCUGAUAAUAUUAGAGACUACAAAACCUCUUGGACAUCGAAAGGUACAGUUACCAAAGUUGUUCCUUAUUUACAUACUUUGAGCAUUCCUAUGGCCAAGUAUGAGACGCUUGUUGCCCCAGAUAACUGUCAGCCCGACGAAUUGGAAAAUAAAUCAUUGAACUCAGAAUUUUUGAGAGGCUAUAAAAGUUUGGGUAAGUUUAGGAACAAAGGAAUAUCUUGGCUAAAUGAAAUAGACCCUAUGGAAAAAUAUGAGAGUCUUGAUAGCGAAAAUGUCGGAAAUUUUCGUGAAAAGCUUGAUAAGGCAUUAAAUAAAAUUGGACAAAAAAUUGAGAAGCCUCAUGCCGCGUUGAUGAGGGCAAUAAAUGGACGUAGUGGAGAUCCUAAUAACAGAGGCAUGACGAGAAGAAAAUAUUUGAAGAAAAAGAUCUCAAAAAUGCUAAGAAACAAAAUACCUUUGAAAAGUUGA
Saccharomyces kudriavzevii IFO 1802 is the source of this 1038-nucleotide messenger RNA. RefSeq lists its product as uncharacterized. NCBI's taxonomy places the organism in Eukaryota, Fungi, Ascomycota, Saccharomycetes, Saccharomycetales, Saccharomycetaceae. The transcript has a single exon. The coding region runs from base 1 to 1038 and encodes 345 amino acids. The record is from RefSeq and is a predicted model, not a curated record.